AUGCCACAACAUAUUUCGGGAGAUCCUCCAUGGAGAAAGUCUGGUUUAGCACCAUGUUCAUGUAGUUCUAAGACAAAUGAAGAAGAAAUAUUGAUCAAAAAUCUUAUCAAGGAAGAUUUUAAAAACCUUGGACCUUUUAGUUGGGCUGAACUGUGUGUGUUGACGCUGUUCGUUACUCUGUGUGUAGCGUGGAUAACCAGGGAUAUUGGUGGAUAUGGAUGGACAAACCUCUUCCCAGAAGAAAUACCUUCAACAGAUACAUCCAAGACCGCACCCAAAGCAAGCUUGUUAAACUGGAAGAUCGUCAAUGAAAAGAUGCCAUGGGGUUUGUAUUUGCUACUGGGUGGUGGAUUUGCCUUGGCAGAAGGAAUGGAGGUCUCGGGUCUUUCUCAGUGGAUUGGUGACCAGUUAUCGUCACUUGGGUAUUUGGAAGACUGGGUUAUUGUUCUUGUCUGUUCUACUUUAGUAUGCUUCUUCACAGAAGUGACUAGCAACAGUGCAGUUGCAACCAUAUUUAUACCGAUUAUAGGGGCUCUGGCAGGGAGUAUUUGUCUACAUCCUCUGUAUGUAUUGAUGCCAUGUGCGAUCUUGAUCUCUUAUGGAUUUAUGUUGCCAGUAGCAAACUUCCCAAAUGCCACGGUGUUUGCUAAUGGAUUGCUGACUAUACCUGAUAUGGCAAUCACGGGAUUAGGACUCAACAUACUUGGUAUUCUAUGGAUCAAUUUCUGGGUGAAUAGUUAUGGUAAUUAUAAAGCGUUAUUUGAUUUGGAUGAGUACCCGGACUGGGCGAAGACUGAUAAUACAACAUGUGCGGACACAACCGUCAAUGUCACAUUAAUUUGA
Messenger RNA from Saccoglossus kowalevskii, 843 nucleotides. Its product is annotated as solute carrier family 13 member 2-like. Gene Ontology annotation, biological process: transmembrane transport. Gene Ontology annotation, molecular function: transmembrane transporter activity. The record is from RefSeq and is a predicted model, not a curated record. Lineage: Eukaryota; Metazoa; Hemichordata; Enteropneusta; Harrimaniidae. Gene Ontology annotation, cellular component: plasma membrane.